Cucumis sativus (cucumber) is the source of this 1519-nucleotide messenger RNA. RefSeq names its product probable E3 ubiquitin-protein ligase RHB1A. The transcript has 6 exons. The coding region runs from base 480 to 1022 and encodes 180 amino acids. NCBI's taxonomy places the organism in Eukaryota, Viridiplantae, Streptophyta, Magnoliopsida, Cucurbitales, Cucurbitaceae. Gene Ontology annotation, molecular function: ubiquitin-protein transferase activity. The record is from RefSeq and is a predicted model, not a curated record.
CAAAACUAUUAUUAAAAACUUUUUUACUUUUUGUCCGGUUCGUAUGAUUGUUUUUUCUCAACAUCAUAUCAAUUUUCGCAUCUGUUCGUAUUGAUUUUUAGAAAAAAAAUUAAAUUCAACACAAUAAUUAGUAAACAAAAAGUUGUAUGGAAAAUUGGCGUGGAAAUUGCAUAGCUCAAAAAAGGCGCCACUUCCUUUCUUAGGCGAUUCUCUUAAUUGGUUGUAGAUUGGUUUCCCUAUUUCCUCUCUUGGGGAAGAAUGCUCGCCUACAUAUCUUGCAAUGUUAAAUGAUAAUAGGAAACCAUGUUCUAAAGCUGCUAGGUAGAUCAGAAAAAUCAUCAAAGAAUGGGAGGUUGCUGCUGUUCUACUCGAAAUUCUCACAUGAAUGGAACUCCAACAUACUACUAUGUUAGUUCAUUUGCUUUUCCACAUGAUCAUGACCCAUUAUUGCACUUGUUCGACUCGAAAUUCUCACCUGAAUGGAACUUCAACAUAGUACUAUUUCCUUUCUGCAGUGCCCCAUCGCUAUGGAGGAGCGCAUGACAUCCGAAAUUAAUAGUGGCUCAUCCUCCAUGCUUUUGAAUGCAGGACAUGAUCAUUUGAACCUUGAUUUUUCAAUACCCAGCACUUACCGAUCCCCUCCCAUACCUCUCCCAUACGAUGUGGUUUUGACAUAUCCACACCAGAAAGAUCCUAACUCUGCUAAAGAAAGAAUAUGUGAAUGUAGUUUGAAAACUACAUCGGCAGUGAAAAGUGUUGGGGAACUUGAUCGUAAGUCCCAAGAAAGUGGCCCUCCAGGCAAAUUGGAACAUUCCAAGUCGAAGGGCAAUAGUAUGACAACUCCGGUGACCGAAGAAGAUCAGGAUGACUGUCCCAUUUGUCUUGAAGAGUAUGAUUCUGUACAUCCAGAAAUUAUCACAAAAUGCAAGCACCACUUUCACCUUGCUUGCCUUCUCGAGUGGACCGAAAGAAGCGAUGUUUGUCCCAUUUGCGACAAGGAGAUGAUAUUUGAGCUACAUUGAGUACGUAGAGAAGAUGAACUUCUCUAGUCCAUAAAAUUCCAGGGGCUGAGCUCACUUCACCUUUGGUGGAUGGCACUUUUCCUCAUUCGUCUGCAGGUUCAUUUUCAACCAUGGUUGUAUAGAUACAUUGGUCGACGGUCGUUUCGUAACGCAAAUUCGAAAUGUAAAUUGUUGUAGUCAGUCGACUCGAUACAUCAGGCAGAGAGCAAUCAAUUGACAGUGCAUCUCUUCCUCAUGUUGGAUCUUCAUGCAUGUUUAUUAUUGUUUUUUCGAUCUUUGAUCAUCAGUUCUGAUGGAACUCCUGACUUGUUCACUCGAGAAAAGGAGCAUUAAAGAUUCAUACAUUCUGUAUAAGAUGAGAUAUCUUUCCCAUUUUUGCUUUGACCUAGCUGUAUUGGUUGUAUUUAUGAUCAAUUUAGUACUGCAUAAAAUUGCAACUAUAAGUUUGAAGUGGUUUGUAUUGAAAGAAAAAGUUUGAAAUGCUAAAUUUUUAUGAA